AUGUGGGUCCAGGGGUCGCCGCCACACGUCAACAUACAGCCAACGUCGGCGCCACCGUUCGCGCAUGCCACGCCGCCGCUCGCAUAUUCGCGGUGCAUCGCUUGCCACUAUCGGUCGAUCCCCCGAACGCUCGCAUCGUCCAUAAGCGAGGCGCCCACCACCCGUCGAUCGACCGGUGUUCUGUCGUCGGUGCAUCCACUGUGCAUCCCCGUGCGUCUCCAGGUCUCUGCCGAACGCGCACAGCGCACAGGCGGCGCGGGAUCGGAUCGUCGGACGCUCGUCACCUGCCAGCCGGCCAGCGCGCCGAUCUCUGACGCGCACCCACCCACCUGCUCUGGCGGGAACAUUCCAGCGAUUCCCUGCCCGAGCCAUCCCCGGCGUCUCUGA
Messenger RNA from Heterobasidion irregulare TC 32-1, 387 nucleotides. RefSeq lists its product as uncharacterized. The transcript is spliced from 2 exons. NCBI's taxonomy places the organism in Eukaryota, Fungi, Basidiomycota, Agaricomycetes, Russulales, Bondarzewiaceae. The coding region runs from base 1 to 387 and encodes 128 amino acids. The record is from RefSeq and is a predicted model, not a curated record.